GCAAUUAGGCCCGCAAACAACACCGCUAGCCAUGUGGCGCCGCGCCUCCCACCUCCUCAUCCGCACCGCCGCCGCCGCCGCCGCCCCGACCCGCCGCCUCCCACUUCCUCACCCGCCGCUACCCAUCGCCCCAAGAGUGGCCUCCGCAUCCUCAUCCUAUGCCACAGCGGUCGCGGCGAGGGCACCGCGGACGGUAGGGACCCUGCUGCGGCUCAACGACCUGUGUGACAACCCGGGCGCGCGGAAGCAGAAGACGCGCAAGGGACGCGGGAUCGGCUCCGGCAAGGGGAAGACGGCGGGACGCGGCCACAAGGGGCAGAAAGCGCGAGGCACCGCUAGGUUCGGCUUCGAGGGUGGCCAGACCCCGCUCCGCCGCCGCCUGCCCCGCCGUGGAUUCAAGAACCCCUUCUCACUCACAUUUCAGCCCUGUGGACUGGGGAAAAUUGCAAAACUCAUAAAUGCUGGGAAAAUUGAUUCCUCUGAAUUGAUUACCAUGAAGACACUAAAGGAAACAGGUGCCAUUGGGAAGCAAAUAAAAGAUGGAAUUCGUUUAAUGGGCCGUGGAGCAGAAGAAAUCAAAUGGCCUAUUCACCUUGAGGUGUCAAGGGCAACUGCAAGGGCCAAAGCUGCCGUGGAAGCUGCUGGUGGGACAGUAAGGCUGGUGUACUACAACAAACUUGGAUUCCGGGCACUCCUGAAACCUGAGUGGUUUGAGAAGAAGGGCCGCCUGUUACCAAAAGCAGCAAGGCCUCCACCCAAGCAGCGAGAUAAGGUCGAUAGCAUUGGCCGCCUGCCCGCGCCGACAAAGCCACUCCCCUUCACGGUAGAGGAGCUGGAGUUUGCAGCCCAGCGUGAGGCUGCCCGCGUGACUGCAUAAGAUGGGAGCACGUUGGCAGCACCUUUUUUUCUGAAAGCAUGCGCCACUGGAUGUGUAUCACAUUAGCUUUAGCAGGACAUGCAUAAGAAUGGACCGUUUUGUCUUUUUUUUUUCUUUUCCCUCAAGGAAUGGACUGUUAUAAAUUAAAUAUCCAUUCAUUUGAAUCAGAUGUUGCUGUAAUUUCUGAACUUACCUUGGGUUUUGAUUGAUAAAUGCCAUUUUUUCUGAAUAGGCUCAUGUAUGAUGUCAUUUUACCUGCCACCUUUUGAUCCUGUAAUGACAAUUGAGAAAUGCCGUUUAUUUC
Molecule: messenger RNA, 1181 nt
Organism: Zea mays
Lineage: Eukaryota; Viridiplantae; Streptophyta; Magnoliopsida; Poales; Poaceae
Exons: 4
Coding region: 32-877 (281 amino acids)
Biological process (GO): translation
Cellular component (GO): mitochondrial large ribosomal subunit
Molecular function (GO): structural constituent of ribosome
Source: RefSeq, marked validated